Messenger RNA from Meloidogyne enterolobii, 770 nucleotides. The record is from the annotation of a GenBank genome assembly. NCBI's taxonomy places the organism in Eukaryota, Metazoa, Nematoda, Chromadorea, Rhabditida, Meloidogynidae.
UUGUUUCUAAUAUUUUAUUUUCUGUUUUUAAUUCUUCUGCUUUUAAUUUUGAUUCUGUUGUUGUUGUCUUCUCUAAUGUUGUUUUUAAUGUUUCUUCUGUUGUUUUUAUGUUUGUUUCUGAUACUAAUAAUUCUGUUGUUUCUGAAGUUUUCCCUUCUUUUUCUGUUGGUGUUUCUGUUGUCUGUUCUGGUUUUUCAUUUAAUUCUGAUGUUUUUGUUGUUGGUAUUUCUAUUGCUGUUUUUGUUGCUUCCACCGUUGUUUCUAUUUUCUCUAUUUUUGUUUCUGUUGUUGUUUCUACUUUAUUAUUAUCAAUAAUUUUUGCUAUAUUUAAAUUAUUAAUUUCUUCAUUUACUAAAUUAUUGUCAAAGUUUUUUUCUUCAAUUUUAUUUGAAAUAUUUCUUAAAAAAUUUUCUUCUUCUUCAUAUGGCUCUCUUGUUUUUUCUAUUAAAUUUUCUGAUUUUCUUAUUAUUUUUGUUUCAUUAUUUCCCUCAUUUCUGUCCGUUAUUGUUUCUUCUUUCUUAUUUUCUAACAAAUUAUCACUAAUAUUUAAUUCUUCUUUUGAUUUAUUUAACAAAUCUUUUAUUAAAAAUUUAUCUAAAUCUUCAUCAAUUUCUUCAUUAAUUGUUUUAUUUAAAUUUGUUUCAAUAUUAUUUAUUUUUACUCCCAAAUUAUCCUCAUUUUCACUAUUUUUAUUAUCAAAUAAAUUAUUUGUUAAUAUUUCUUUAUUUAAAUUAAAAGCCUCAGUAAUUCCUAUAUUUUCUUCAUUUUGA